CAGGGCCAGGACAAGUCAAAAUAUUAAUCGCGGUUGUCAGGUUUACAGUGGAUGGUCGUAAGUUCUCUUAGUGCAGGUGCAUUUCGGCCCUCACCAGUUCAGAAUAGAAUAUGAGGCUAUUAUUUUUGUUUCCUUGGACAGAGUUUUAGCCCUAAACGCAUUAGCAAACUGAUAGAGAGCCAGUGGGUGCCAAGCGGAAAGGAACAAUCGGGCGCCGGCCGAAUUUGCGUCGAAACGUUCAAUAAUGGAGAAUGGAAUGAUGAACGGAGACCACGAUCGCUCUCGCUCUCCGUCUCCCGGCCUCGUUCGAUCGAACUCACGAAACGCGUCCUCAAAAGAAAUUAACCGAACAUCAUUGCUGAGAAGAAACCAAAGUCUUAGUGCCAAACAAAUUCGCUUUUACCGGAAUGGAGAUCGAUUUUUUUGUGGGCUUAAACUGGCUGUAUCGCCUGAGCGAUAUAAAGAAUUCGAUGCUUUGCUGGCCGAGCUAUCAAACAAGCUGGAACUUUCCACAGGGGCCGUGCGCUACAUUUUCAACGCUGAAACGGGCCAAAUGAUCACAGAUGUAAACGAACUACAAUACGGCGCUAGUUAUGUUUGUUCUUCGACUAAUGUCUUCAAAGAAGUCGAUGCUGGCUAUGGAAACAUGAAACCGUCGUGGUCGCUCGCUCAUCACAAGAAAGAAGCGCCACCAACAUCAUCAUCAGUUCAUUUGAUCGACGGUACUCGCGAUUUCAUCAAACCAAAGUUGGUGACAGUAAUAAAGAACGGAAAACCCCCACAGAAGAAAGUCACCAUGCUUCUAAAUGCGAAAACAGCGAUUAACCUGGAGCAAGUUUUGGAUCAUCUGUCCUCCAAGGGAACGCUUGGGAAAGUGGACAAGUUACACACAGUUGACGGUAAACAGAUUAGAGAACUGAGACAUCUGUUUGGUGAUGACACAAUGUUUGUUGCUUUGCAAAGUAAUGAAAAGUUCCCAGACGAAGGAUUUGACGUUGAUGUUCAAAGUUAUAAGAUAACUCCAUAUAGAGAUCUCAAGAGGCCUGCUGGCCUGAAAAGAUCAUCUUCACUACGAACCCCACGCGGAAGGCGAGACAGUGGCUCUAAUGAUACUGGCGGUAGCCAUACUCCCUCGCGUGAUCGCCAGGUGCGACGGUCAGCAUCAGUCAAGAGUGCUGGUAAGGAAAGAGGAAUGAGUCCUGGACCACCUGCUAGGGUGAAUGGACACAGCCCAAGAGCAACUAGUGCCAAGUCUCCAAAUGGAUCUUCUGGAAGAAGGACUCCAAACAGUUCUUAUGUCCACCCUAAUGAGGAACUGUACCCAGCCCAUGUCUUUGAGAAGGAAUCACCUGAUUCAGGUACAGGGAAAGAUCCCAAGAAAAUUAAAAGAGAAAGAAUAUCAGUGCAUGGCUUCUACAGAAUAGGAAAAGUAAUAGGAGAUGGAAAUUUUGCUGUUGUAAGGGAAUGUAAAAGUAGGAAAACUAAUAAAGAAUAUGCACUGAAAAUUAUUAGCAAAGCUAAAGUAAAAGGAAAGGAACAUAUGGUUGAAAAUGAAAUUAGUAUAUUAAGAAGAGUGAAACAUAAAAAUAUUGUGGAACUUAUUGAAGAGUACGAAACUCCCAAAGAAAUAUUCCUUGUUAUGGAACUAGUCAAGGGAGGAGAUCUCUUUGAAGCAAUAGUAAAGGCCACUAAAUACACAGAGAAAGAUGCCAGCCAUAUGGUGCGCGACUUGGCAUCAGCACUGCAUUAUCUGCAUUCUAUGAAUGUUGUACAUAGAGAUAUUAAACCAGAAAAUUUAUUAGUUGUAAAUUAUUCAGAUAAUAGAAAAUCCCUGAAGAUAGCAGAUUUUGGAUUAGCCACUGAAGUGAAAAGCCCCAUGUUUCUUGUUUGUGGGACACCAACUUAUGUUGCACCAGAAAUCCUAGAUGAAACAGGAUAUGGUCUGAAAGUUGAUAUUUGGGCAGCAGGAGUUAUCACUUACAUUCUUCUUUGUGGAUUUCCACCAUUCAGAAGUCUUGACCAGGAUGAAUUGUUUGACUUGAUUCUUGCUGGAGAAUUUGAAUACCUUUCACCAUUUUGGGAUGACAUAUCAGAUUCAGCUAAGGAUCUUAUAAACCACAUGCUUGUUGUUGAUGACAAUAAAAGAUUCUCUGCUCUUCAAGUUUUAAAUCACUCAUGGAUAAAGGGUCAUACAACAGGAGAUAAGGACAUUCAUAGCAAUCUUAAAACAGAAAUCACAAGAAAUUUUGAUCCAAGAAGAAGACUUAGGGGAGCUGCCAUUGCUGUACAAACGAAAGGAAGGGAGAACCCCAGGAACAAGGGUCCACAAAAGGACCAUGCAGGAAGAAAAGCCCUUUCACCUCUAUCAAGGAACAUUAUUAGAAAGGAUUUUCAUAAAGCCACAGACUCUCUCAACACCAUUUUGGAUGAACCAGAACAAUUGAAGAGUGUGAAAAUUAACACUCCCCAAAAGAGACCCUCUGUGAGAACCCCUGCUAAUUAUGUUCCUGUAUGGAAGAGACCUUUAGGUCAGGGGAAGAGCCCUGGUGGGUCCCCAACUCCACAGAGUCCACAGCGAAAGGCAAAAAAUGGUACCGUUGGGAACCUACCUGCUGCACGAGGCAAAUGUAAAGUUCUUAGACAACCACCAAUGAAAUUUAGGUUAUAGUGUUAAAUACCCAGGUUGCACAGAAAUUUCCUGCUAAUCUUACCUAUGUUGUGAAAGUUAAAAUUCUAAGUCACAAUUUAAAGUACUGGUAUGUUAUUAUGCAAUGAAAGGUAUAAGAUAAGAUAAAAUUUUAUUUUAAACACUAACAUUUAAAAAAGCAGUUAAAAAGUAACAUUUUAAGGGAGUUAAGUAUUGAACAAAAUGACUAAAUAAUUUUUAACAAAUAUAAUGUUAAUUGAAUUACCAAUAAAUAUUAUUUCAAGGAAGAAAUAACACAAUGAAGUAAAUAUAAAUAUUGACAUCAUUUUUAAAGUAGCCCUUAGUGGUAUUCCUUCCUGUAAUAUUUUCAUUUCUAUUUUUGUACUAAAACCAAGAUAACCUUUUGAAAAUAAUGUUAUAAAAUUCAAUAAAAGUGGGAAGUUUGAAUUUUAAAUGCAAGAGAAAAGUCAUUGCUUCUUUUAACAUUUUCAAGGUCUGGCUUCUUUGGUGUCUUGAUCCAGUUUUCCUAAAGGUUGAGGAAGCAACACUAUAAGAGAGCAAGCUUUUUCUUAGAGACUUAUUGAACAUUUAAGUUGAUAACCAAAAGACAGAAAGCUAAUCAAUACAUUAAACUUAACUGAUUUACUAAUUGAACAGCUGUUUUGAUCAAUCCAUUUUUCAUGGAGUAAUCUGGUGGAAAGAGUGAAAACCACUUCGUAAUAAAAGAACUCUGUUUAAAUUGAUAAUUCAAAGACCAAGCUAAGCAAAUUCAUAGGACAUAACUGAAAGUUUAUUAAACCUUUGCAGCUUCCUCUUUGAUGAAUUUGUUUUCUAUGGCUCAAUCAGAGAUAUUUGUAUUUGCCAUAACUGCUUUGACUUGUAAAAUAUUACAUCACAUUUACUAUGAUUGAAAUUAAAAAAUGUGUAUUAAUCAAUAAUCUAAAUUGUAAUAAUAUGCAACAUUCAAAAUUGGCAACUGUAUGUUCUUAUGCCUGUGAAAUGACACUACUUUGCAAGUUAAAUUUCCUUCUCUUUUUUAAUGACCAACCAAAAAUUAUUUUCAGGAAAAAUUAACUUUUUACCUCUGUUAAAGAUGUCGUAAACGAGUCCUUCACGAUCAUGCUAAUCUAAUUCUGUUUAUGGGUUCUCCAAGUUCAAGAUUUUAAUUUAUAAAGGUAAGGUAUUGAUCCCACAGGUGAGUUCUGAGUUGUUGUUUGUAAUAAUGACUUGACAAAGUUUAUAAACAUUAAAAAACAAAACACAAAAAAAACAAAACUAUGGUAAGAUUAUUAUAAAUAUUUUGACAACUUUUAAAAAGGAUAUCAUGAGUGUGUUUUUUUUUUUUUCAGUUUUUUAGUUUGUUUGAUUUGUCUUUUUUUUGUGAUGUUUGUUAUGGUUAAUAUGUUGUUAUUUUUUUUGGAAGAUAUCUUGACUAUUGAGCUGGUUAAAAUAACAGUGAAUCAGGUUAAAAGCAAGUUUACAAUGCGCACACAGUACACAGACUUGAAUGAAAGUUAAUAAUUUUAAAAGCAUUUGUGGUAACCAUUGAAACUGUAAAAUAUCUUAUCCAUAACUCCUUGUGUUUGUACUCCGUGUCAAAAUUCCUUAUCAAGUUGUCACAGUUUGUAAAUUCAGAGAUUGGUCUGUAACUUCUCAUACCAAAAUUUAUUUAUGCAAUCCCCUGUCAACUCAUAGAUCCCAAGCUCCAAAAGAGAUGUUUAAGAUUAUGAAGGUGCCAAAUUUUGAUACAAAGAAGGGUUAUUUCCCAUGACAGCAUUUUCUACUUCAACCACUUUUUCUAAUCACAGCUUUGAGUGAAUUAAGGUCAACUGUAGUGAUGUACUUGUCAACUUUGUGGUGAUUGCAUCAAGUGGCUUAAGUUGGCACACCCUGCUGAAGCAGCUAUGAUGAUUUCUGAUUGUUGCACUAUCAGAUUAUUAUAGUGACAAUACCUGGAGGUCAUAGUGGAGAUGGGGAAAUGUCCUAAAGGGACCCUUAAAAGACGAUUGGGAUGCUAAAUCAAUGAUAACAAACCACUGGCAUUAAUUGGCAGUGAUGAACUGCUGUAUCAAUCAGUAAUAAAAAAUUAUCAUUAGUGUUUUUUUUUUCAGCUUGAUUGUGAUCUGGACAUGACUUGACUGAUAAGUAAUUGUUUUUUCCCUUUAGGUUAAUGCUUUAGAGAAACUCAGCAAAUCUCUUCAAGAUGGAAAGAAACUUGCAGUUGGUGAGAGUUACCAGGAGUUGUCAGCAGCAGUCCGAG
Stylophora pistillata is the source of this 4907-nucleotide messenger RNA. RefSeq names its product serine/threonine-protein kinase DCLK1. NCBI's taxonomy places the organism in Eukaryota, Metazoa, Cnidaria, Anthozoa, Scleractinia, Pocilloporidae. Gene Ontology annotation, molecular function: ATP binding; protein kinase activity. The record is from RefSeq and is a predicted model, not a curated record. Gene Ontology annotation, biological process: protein phosphorylation; intracellular signal transduction.